AUGCUUUGUCAAGUCUGCUCUGGAGCAUUCCGCGACUUUCCCGAUAUCACGGAAGAGCAGCCUCAUCACGCUACCUUUGCACGAUUGAAGGAGGCCGCCGACGCAGGAUGUCCACUAUGCUUUGCGUUCUGCAACUUGUUCUCCGAUGUACAGCAUCGCCAACUCAGCCAGGCUGACUCCAAGACGUCGCCUUGUGCCGUGCAUUCUUUCGUCAGGACCAGCCGGCACGACUACAAAUUCUUCAUUCAUGGCAACAACAUCCCAAGGUCGAUAUCUUCGCGCCCUUUUGCCAUGUUCAACGUCUCGCCUGUAGACAGCCAAUCCCAUGUACUUGAUGGGACACCGAUGACGCCGUUGCAUCGUAACACUUCAUCAGAUGAGACCUGGGAUAUGAUUGCCGGGUGGAUCGAGACAUGCAUGACUUCACACCCCAAGUGCAAAGUUGACCCGCAGCAGUCGUGGUAUCCAUCGAGGCUGAUAAGAUUCGAUCACGCUCGUCAGCGAGCUUGCGUUCUUGAGACGGCAGAGAACGUCUGCAUUGGUGCAUAUCUGACCCUCAGCUAUCGAUGGCAGAACAUGCCAACCUUUCUCCUGACCACACACACGCACAAGGCUAUGUCAAAUGGCUUCCCUAUUUCAAGUAUGCCUCGCGUGUUCAGAGAUGCCGCAACUGUUUGCGCACGCCUUGGAAUAUAUCUCCUGUGGAUCGACGCGCUUUGCAUUAGACAAGAUGCCGACGAUGAAAGUGACUGGCGAAAAGAGUCGCUUCAAAUGGAUAAGGUUUAUUCGAAGGCCCUCCUGAACAUCUCCGCCGCCGCCGCGAGUGAUGGAACAUGUAGCCUGUUUGUUGAGCGCAAUCCUUUGGUACUCCACGAACCUACCAUAUCGACUACUAUCGACCUUAUGGACAAGCGCUACCACCUCACGAAUGACUCGCUUUGGGAUGCAGAAGUCGGCAACGCGCCACUGAACUUGCGGGGUUGGGUGUUUCAGGAACGACUGCUGGCUCAACGCACCCUGCAGUUCGGAAGAAACCAAGUCACCUGGGAGUGUGCCGAAAUGGCAGCUGCCGAGUCUUCUCCCGGAGGCAUUUUCUGGCGGAUGCCAGAAACACAUGGCAUCUCGGCCAACUUUGUGGAACAUCUCAAAACGAUUGAGCACGCGAAAGACAUCUCCGGCCGCCGGGAGGUCUAUCGAACGUGGGGCCGUAUCAUCGAGUCAUACUCCCGGUGCUCGCUCACGCAGUCGAAGGACAAACUCGUCGCCCUAGCUGGUAUCGCCAAGGUCUUCUCUCCUUUCGUCAGAACGCAAUAUGUGGCAGGCAUGUGGAGAAACGACCUCGAGAAGGCGUUGCUAUGGAGUACGAGUACCUUCGUGCAUGAUGUUGAUCAUCCUUCGCGCUGCGUAGAGACAUACAUAGCGCCAAGCUGGUCAUGGGCAUCGAUCGUGGGGACUGUAUCGAUGCCGUCGCAGGUCAUGGCACUGGAGUACCGUUGGGAGGUGCUAGACGUCGCACUGGAGCUUGCGUCAGAAGACGAGAUGAGCGAGGUGAGGAAUGCGUCGUUGCUUCUAAAAUGCGACCUAUUCAAGGUCACGGUCACCCGGGAUUGGAGCAUGCCGUCCGCGUUCGAAAGUCGUAUCUUCUCUUUCCUGGGACCCGACGGCGAGACGAACAAGAUGACUCUGUCUGUAGUUUGGGAUGCUUCCAGGGACUCCGCGAACCUGGAAGGGUCUGAACUAUAUCUCGCGUCGGCAGUUCAUAUGUUUGGGGCCACGCAGGAGAUUCCCGAUGUGCACGGGCUGCUGCUGCGACCCGCUGACGAUUCCGGCCGUCGGGACACCUACCGCCGGUGUGCUUACUUCUCGACUCUGUAUGGAGCGGAAGCAGCAGCGGACGCAAAGAUGUUCCAGGGGGGUAUGGAUAUGAGAUGUGACAUCCCAUGUGUGCGCCGAGUGGGCAGCUCCUGUGUGAUCCGGCUGAUCUAG
This is a messenger RNA of Zasmidium cellare ATCC 36951, 1986 nucleotides long. RefSeq lists its product as uncharacterized. The coding region runs from base 1 to 1986 and encodes 661 amino acids. The record is from RefSeq and is a predicted model, not a curated record. The transcript is spliced from 2 exons. Lineage: Eukaryota; Fungi; Ascomycota; Dothideomycetes; Mycosphaerellales; Mycosphaerellaceae.